AUGGCUGCUUCUUCCCGUGGUGGAGGGUCUGGUUCAGGCACUGGAGGGCUAGGGAUUGAUCUGAAUGUUGAUCAAAUGGAGGAGGACGAAGGAGGGAGUGCAUCUGGUGUUACUCCAAAGUUUGAUUUUAACAGGUCACCACCCAAGAAGACGGAAACGAGGGUGAUAAAGGGGUAUGCAACUAUUAAGGUCCGAAGAGGAUACGAUGAUGUUGUUUGCUUGAUCUGUUUUGACUUUACAACAGAGAGAUUUGGGCCGCGCCUGCCUCUACCUUUUAACACUUGUUAUAGUGAUCAUAUCGUUACUCUCUCUAGUGCUGGGGAAGAUCAGUUAGCGGUCUUGUUGCAGGACGGUUUGACAGCGAGGACGGAGAUUUGGGUGAUGAGUAAGAUUGAGCCUACAGAGGUCUCGUGGAACCGACAUUCUGACAAACGAUGGGAGUCUUUAGCGGUUGAUAUUAGACAACUCAUUGGUACCGACAUUCAGACAAACGAGGGGAGUUUCUUCAUUGACGUGAAGAAGAAUGUUGCAGUUGUUUUGGAUAGAGGUGCGUCUUCUUGCGCCCGCUGCAUUGCUUACGUCAUUGUGAACGAAGGAUACUUCGACAAAGUGGAUCUCGGCGAAUCUGCAGACCCGAAUUGUUGCCACCCCCUCGUCUGUUCUUAUGUCCCGAGCACAGUGCAAAUCAGGAAGCUCUAA
Molecule: messenger RNA, 699 nt
Organism: Camelina sativa (false flax)
Lineage: Eukaryota; Viridiplantae; Streptophyta; Magnoliopsida; Brassicales; Brassicaceae
Source: RefSeq, a predicted model, not a curated record